Molecule: messenger RNA, 1032 nt
Organism: Ogataea angusta
Lineage: Eukaryota; Fungi; Ascomycota; Pichiomycetes; Pichiales; Pichiaceae
Exons: 2
Coding region: 1-1032 (343 amino acids)
Biological process (GO): fungal-type cell wall organization
Source: RefSeq, a predicted model, not a curated record
AUGAGAACCAGCAGACUCGCGCUGUUGCUGACCCUGGCGCUGGGUGUCCUUGCCGACGUCACCACCACCUCCUCUUCCUCAUCAUCCUCCACUACCACCGGCGUUGCAAAUGCUGCAACAACCGCCACUACCGGAACCGAUACUACAUCAACAGAAAAUGCUACAACACCGACUACUACAACUCCAUCUACAACAUCUACUACGUCUACUCCAACAACAACCCCAACGACCACUACUGGUACCACCCCAACGACCACCACGACGGCAGCAACCACUCCAACUACAUCUUCAUCAUCUGAUACAGCCACUUCGACGACCACACCAGCGACAACCGAAGCGACAACCAGUGACACCGCAACUAUUACGCCUACAACGUCCUUGACGUCUGAGACUGGAACUGACACCGAAAGCACGUCCUCCACCAGUGUCUCUCCAACCAUUGUCUGGGUCACCAUCACCGAAAAUAACUCAGUGGCUACCGUCUCUACAACCUACUCACAAAAAUUUUCAUCUAUGUAUUCCACCACGGCCACUCCGUCGUCAGGAGUCGUGGGGCUUGGCUCCCUAACUUCGAAAGGUACCGCGCAGGAUCCGGCCCCCCAGUUUCAUCUCAUAGUCAGCACCGACAACUCGGGCUCGUCGGUGCGUGACCACUUGGCUAACGAACGAGGCCUGCUGGCGUAUAUGAGAACCGCACUCAACUACUUUACUGUCUCAAUAAGUGCCAUUCAGCUGUUUAAGCGAUCAAUCAUCGAGCAGCUCAUUUGUGCAACGCCCGACUAUGACCGGCUUGCAAAAGACCAGAAUUUCUACGAAACUCUAGUGAGACCUUGGACCGUGAUUAUGUCUUGCUUGGGGCUCGUAUUCAUUGUUACCAAUCUUGGACGGUUCGUGGUGAACUCUAACCACUUGACCUUCUACAAUCGCUUUGGCAUCGAUGGCACUGUGCUACCCCUCGUUUUUCUCGUAAUGAUCGGUCUUGAUGUUUACCUGAUCUACAAAAUAGCCUCGCUAGAUUUUUCCGCUCAAUGA